Molecule: messenger RNA, 312 nt
Organism: Suillus paluster
Lineage: Eukaryota; Fungi; Basidiomycota; Agaricomycetes; Boletales; Suillaceae
Exons: 4
Coding region: 29-244 (71 amino acids)
Source: RefSeq, a predicted model, not a curated record
ACGAUAAGGCCUCGACCGUAAGCCACGGAUGAUGUUCCUCACAGCUCUUGGAUUCGCAUUGUUGUCAUCAUACAGGGCUGUGUGUGUGAACAGUUGGAAACCCAGAUACGGGCCGUCAAUAAAGAGUAAAAUGAUGACUACCCCAUGGCUGGUCUUCAGUAUGAUGCAAUCCAUCGACAGAUCGCUAUAUGACGGCUGGCCCUGUAAUGCUACGUGGAAAGUGCCAGACAGCAAACAAAAAUGACACCGACGGUGAGCAGCGACGAACUCAAUCGCACCGUACUUUAUCUGAAACCUUGUUCCGAAAAACGC